CGCCUCCCUGCCCCGCCCCACAGCGGCCCAUCCUUCCCUCCCUAGAGGUGGCCUGAGUCUCUCGGAGUGGCCACGUGCGCUCUUGCGCGCUGGCGGGACGGCCCUCCCGGUGACGUGACCGCCCACUCGGAGCUCUCGGGCUAUAGCUUGCCUGUCUCCCGCUCCCACAAUCCGGCGUGAUGGCUGCCGUGGUACCUGGCGCCGUUUCUCUCUCCCCACUGCUGUCUGUUCUCCUGAGCCUGCUGCUCCUCUUUGCUCCGCAUGGCGGCAGCGGCCUGCACACGAAGGGCGCCCUUCCCUUGGACACAGUCACUUUCUACAAGGUCAUUCCCAAAAGCAAGUUCGUCUUGGUGAAGUUCGACACCCAGUACCCCUAUGGAGAGAAGCAAGACGAGUUCAAGCGUCUGGCUGAGAACUCAGCCACCAGCGAUGAUCUCUUGGUGGCAGAGGUGGGGAUCUCAGACUACGGUGACAAGCUGAACAUGGAGCUGAGUGAGAAGUACAAGCUGGACAAAGAGAACUACCCAAUCUUCUACCUCUUCCGGGACGGGGACUUUGAGAAUCCUGUCCUAUACAGUGGGGCAGUUAAGGUUGGAGCCAUCCAGCUCUGGCUAAAGGGGCAAGGGGUCUACCUGGGCAUGCCUGGAUGCCUGCCUGCAUAUGAUACCCUGGCAGGCGAUUUCAUCAAGGCCUCCACCGUAGAGGCCCGCCAGGCCAUCUUGAAACAGGGGCAGGAUGGCAUCUCAGGCGUGAAGGAGACAGAGAAGAAGUGGGCUAGCCAGUACCUUAAGAUCAUGGGGAAGAUCUUGGACCAAGGUGAAGACUUUCCAGCCUCAGAGAUGGCUCGGAUCAGUAAGCUGAUUGAGAACAAGAUGAGCGACAGCAAGAAAGAAGAGCUGCAGAAGAGUUUGAACAUCCUGACUGCCUUCCGGAAGAAGGGGGUCGAGAAGGAGGAGCUGUGACAGGGCACAAGGGUUUCCCAGGGUUUGCUGAGGGCAGGAAGGGAGAGCUACCUAUCUGCCGACUGUGGGACCCCUGUGGGGUCGAAGGGGCAGUGAGCAAAGCAGUCCUAAGCCAGAAACCUGUGCCCUGAGUAUGCCUGGACAUUCAUGCUGCUGAGACCAUACUUAGGACAUCCCCAGAACCAGUCUGUGGAGAGCCUGUGUGCUCAGUCAAGAUGGCUGGUGAAAUUCCUCCACAGGAGUUGGUGCUAUAGAGGGAGGCACUGCCCAGGUCCUUGACGAGUGUAAUUCUGAUCAAAUAAAAGUCUGUUUUGGUUAGAUGGU
Messenger RNA from Mastomys coucha (southern multimammate mouse), 1286 nucleotides. RefSeq names its product endoplasmic reticulum protein 29 (gene Erp29). The record is from RefSeq and is a predicted model, not a curated record. Lineage: Eukaryota; Metazoa; Chordata; Mammalia; Rodentia; Muridae. Gene Ontology annotation, biological process: protein secretion. The transcript has 3 exons. The coding region runs from base 180 to 962 and encodes 260 amino acids. Gene Ontology annotation, cellular component: endoplasmic reticulum lumen; endoplasmic reticulum.